AUGCAAACGAUUCACGGGGGAACCCUUGCGAGUCUCGUUGAUCUCGGAGGAUCUCUGGCAGUUGCUUCCACUGGACGAUUCGCAACCGGCGUAUCGACUGACCUGAACGUGACCUAUCUCAGCCCCGGAGGCAAGCCAGGUGACGUCUUGAAGGGCACAUCCAUCUGCGAAAAGAUCGGAAAGACGCUCGCAUUCACAACAGUCCAGUUCUACAACGGCAAGGGCCAGCUCGUUGCACGAGGCAGCCACACCAAAUACGUCGCGGGAACGUUGGGCCCGGAUGGAGCCUUUGUGCCGCCACCGGAGUGGGCAGAUGAGGUUGACUAGAUCCGAGUCGGGCACAUUGAGACUACAUAAUUUACUACGGAGAUGGCAUAGAUCUACCUUGUACGUCAUCGGGCUACCUUAUAGAGCGGAUAGAAUUGAAAAUCAGAGGCAGAAUUAGAGCGAUUAAACGUUCCUGCAGUUCGGCUGUCGGUCAGCCGACCGUUGAAAUUCGGCGAAACGGCGAAAGGUGUGGCGAUUGGUAGCUAGGGAUGUGCAAUAGUACUUCUCCAUCAUGUAUGAUAUCGGGACUCUUCAGCUGCGCCUGUCGCGUCCAGCAUCCCUCUGGGCUAUCUAAGGUGGUGUAUUUUCGGUCGAAGGAAAAGGCAAUGGAAGGCGACAAGACGUCAUUUUAUGUAUGUACUUAGUCAGGUCUAGGCGAGAUCAGGGGUGGUGAAGACUGCAUGUGAUCAAUGGGCCGUCGUCAAAACCCUCAAUAUUCGAGCAAGAUGCAAC
Trichoderma citrinoviride is the source of this 780-nucleotide messenger RNA. RefSeq names its product 4HBT-domain-containing protein. Gene Ontology annotation, molecular function: fatty acyl-CoA hydrolase activity. The record is from RefSeq and is a predicted model, not a curated record. Bases 1 to 327 code for a protein of 108 amino acids. NCBI's taxonomy places the organism in Eukaryota, Fungi, Ascomycota, Sordariomycetes, Hypocreales, Hypocreaceae. The transcript is spliced from 4 exons.